Electrophorus electricus (electric eel) is the source of this 1743-nucleotide messenger RNA. It is a transcript of the gene zmat5, whose product is annotated as zinc finger, matrin-type 5. Gene Ontology annotation, cellular component: U12-type spliceosomal complex. NCBI's taxonomy places the organism in Eukaryota, Metazoa, Chordata, Actinopteri, Gymnotiformes, Gymnotidae. Gene Ontology annotation, molecular function: zinc ion binding. The record is from RefSeq and is a predicted model, not a curated record.
CUUGCGUGUGUAAGUCCGCCAUGUUUGGUCUGUUGUGUAGUCAACAAACGUCUGUGUGCGUUUCACGUUUUUUUUAAAACGGAUAUUUGCGAAAGAUGAGCUCGUAAUGUUGACGUUUGUUGUUUAUCAUGAGUAAUGGGUAAACGGUAUUACUGCGACUAUUGUGAUCGUAGCUUUCAAGACACCUUGCACAACAGAAAGAAGCACUUGAACGGCGUACAACACCACAGAGCUAAAAAGGCGUGGUUCGAUAACUUCCGAGAUGCUACAGCAAUUUUGCAAGAUGAGCGAGCCAAGCAACCGUGUAGAAAGUUUCUCCAGACAGGCCAAUGCGUUUUUGGCCCCAGCUGCCGUUACUCACAUUUAUCUGAAAAGGAUAUGAAAGCUUUGGAACAACAUAUUAAUGACGAAAGAUGGCAAAAGGUGGACCCAGACAAACAGGACGUUUCCCGUGAGCCUUCGCUAGAGGAGUGGCUCUCCAGGAGAGAGAAGAAGAGGGCUGCCAUGAUGACCGGGAGGAUUGUAAAGGUGGAGGAGAGCUCAGGAAUUGACAACGUGGAUGUUCCUCCGUUCCUGCUGUCCAUCCCAGACCUCCCACCCUCUCUCCUUCCUCCACACCCAGGUGUUCACAGACGGACAACCUGCAGUGACUGGGGUUAAACUCAAAUCUUCAUAUAGGUUAUUUAUAAGUCACUUCUAUACUGUUAUUUUACUGGAUUUUUAUUUUUGUUCAGUGCAUUGUUUCUAGAUGUUUUCAGAAAUGUAUUUUUUGGCUUUCCAGAGGCCUCUUUUAGUUUGUUAGAAUAUGCAACUAAUGUCUUAGUUAGACAGGUUAAUGUCGUAGUUAUUAUAAAUGUAUCCUUUGUACAUGCUCACUACCUAGACCGGUCUUCACUGAUUUUCUUUUGAAGUUGUUUCAAUAGCGAAUCUUUCGCUUUUAAACAGGGUCUCAGGGGAUGAGGAAAGUCUGUGUAAUUAUCUAGCUGCAUUUAAUGUCGGGUGCAGUUUGCCUGCUUUGGGAGCACAGUGGUCCAGGAAGCAGACCGUUGCUUUACUAAGCCUUCUGAAUCAUAGGCGUUGCUUGAAGUCUUUCGGCGGAGCAUUUUCAAUUUGCUCCCAAUUGUUUCAGCCUGUGAUGUGUGUGGGCACGCAACCUUCUGGAUCUUGGCACUGGCCCUGGAUUGACUCUGAUGAAUAUUGUAUUGGACUGGCGUAUAUUCCAAUUUGCAGGGUGAAAAAGGUCCUCUGUGUUGAAUAAGAUCCAAACAAAGUAAAUGAAUCAUCUUGCUGCCUCUGUAUCUUCUCAUAGUGUCUGGAGAUUUUGUGCAGACUCUGUGUGUGCCAGCAACCAAUUGAAUGUCUUACCAUCGAUCUAGUGUGUCAGGGUGGUGGGGCUGGGGUUGAUUGGUUGAUGCGUCUGUGUGAGAGAGAGGGGAAGAGGGAGUUGCUAGAGCUACUUGCCAACUGCCAUGCUAGGUAGGUGUUUGUGUUUAUGGACACAAUUUCUUUGGGUAGACAGAAUGCUAAAAUGUCAUUUAGUUGUUAUUAUUUUUGUUUUAAUUAAAAUGUGCACAUGCACCCAUUCAUAAUUACUUCAGGAACAUGAGCAAAAGACCAGGUGUCCACAGUGAGGGUGUGGUUAUUUUUAAACUGCUCUUUGAGCGGUCCUUGGUUCCUCAGUGUAGCAUCUGUCCAUUAUGUUGUUUAUUUAAUUUCAUGAAUAAAUGUGAACAAUAAACACCA